AUGGCUGGCUCAAUCAACAAACCCAAGAAGCCAAAGUCCAAGAGGACCCCCGUGCGCCUCCGCCACAAGAUCGAAAAGGCGUCGGCGGCCAAGCAGAGGAAACAGAGAAAACUCGCCAAGCAGAACCCGGAAUGGCGGUCCAAGCUCAAGAAGGAUCCCGGCAUCCCGAAUCUGUUCCCCUACAAGGAAAAGAUCCUUGAGGAGAUUGAGGAGAAGAAGCUGCGGAAGCAGGAGGAGGCGCAGAAGCGCCGCGAGAUGGCAAAGGCUGCCAAGACGGGCGGUGUCACCGAGGCUACGUCGACGGGCCAGGACGUCAUGGCCGAUGUUGAGGACGACGACAUGAUGUUUGACGACGACGACGUCGACGAGUCGAACCCCAUGGCUGCCCUGCUGGCGAGUGCGAGGGCCGCUGCUGAGAGCUACGAGAAGGACCUCCGCGACGGCGGCGAUGACGACGAGAUGGACGACGACUCGGACGACUCGGACGCCGCGCCCGAAAUCGCCGUCGGUAACGCCACCUCCCGCAAGGCGUUCGACAAGGUCUUCAAGAACGUCGUCGAGCAGGCCGACGUCAUCCUUUACGUCCUCGACGCCCGCGAUCCCGAGUCCACCCGCUCCCGCGACGUCGAACGUAGCGUCAUGGCGGCCGCCAACGGUGGCAAGCGCCUCAUCCUCGUCGUCAACAAGAUCGACCUCGUGCCCCCCAAGGUCCUCAAAGACUGGCUCGUCCACCUGCGCCGCUACUUCCCGACCCUGCCCCUGCGCGCCUCCAACGCGGCCCCCAACGCCCAGACCUUCAACCACAAGGAGCUGACGGUGCAGAAGACGUCGGCCGACCUGUUCCGCGCCCUCAAGUCCUACGCCGCUAGCCGCCAGCUCAAGCGCGCCGUCUCAGUCGGCGUCAUCGGCUAUCCCAACGUCGGAAAGUCCUCCGUCAUCAACGCCCUCCUCGGCCGCCUCAGCGGCGGCCGCGGCGCUUCCAAGGCGUGCCCCGCGGGCGCCGAGGCUGGCGUUACGACGAGCAUCCGCGCCGUCAAGAUCGACAGCAAGCUCACCCUCCUCGACUCCCCGGGUAUCGUCUUCCCCUCGGCCAACAACAGCGCGACCUCCGGCCUGGUGUCGCUCAAGAACGCGACCGACGCCCACGCCCACCUCGUGCUGCUCAACGCUGUGCCCCCUAAGAACAUCGAGGACCCCAUCCCCGCCGUCACUCUUCUCCUGCGCCGGCUGUCUGCCACCCCUGAUCUGCUGCAGAAGCUGACGGACGUUUACGACCUGCCCCCGCUACUGCCGAGCCGCGCCGAUGGCGACAUCACGACCGACUUCCUCGUCCAGGUCGCGCGGAAGCGCGGCCGCCUCGGCCGUGGCGGCAUCCCCAACAUCAACGCCGCCGCCAUGACCGUCGUUACCGACUGGCGCGACGGCCGCAUCCAGGGCUGGGUUGAGGCCCCCGUCCUGGCCGUGCAGGGCGAUGGCGCUGCCGCUGCGGCGCCCGUCAGCGACGAUGUCGGCGCGGCGGACCAGAAGACCAUCGUCACGGAGUGGGCCCAGGAGUUCAAGCUUGACGGCCUGUGGGGUGACGAUAGUGCUGCUGCUGCUUCCGCCGCCGGUGACGACGAGGCUAUGGAGCAGUAA
Messenger RNA from Colletotrichum graminicola M1.001, 1635 nucleotides. RefSeq lists its product as uncharacterized. The coding region runs from base 1 to 1635 and encodes 544 amino acids. The transcript is spliced from 2 exons. The record is from RefSeq and is a predicted model, not a curated record. Gene Ontology annotation, cellular component: nucleolus. NCBI's taxonomy places the organism in Eukaryota, Fungi, Ascomycota, Sordariomycetes, Glomerellales, Glomerellaceae. Gene Ontology annotation, molecular function: GTP binding.